UUACGAUCAUAAAAUAAAUAACAAGAUAAUUUAAGAUAUCUAUACAGCUUAUGCCCAGUACUUUAUCAAGAUCCAUGUCGUGGAACAGAUACAUCAGACCCGAUGACGUCGCCAUAUCUCUACUCACAACCACAACAAUGUCAAAACCCCUGGGGAAUCCCUUUCCAUGCUAUUUCUUCCAUCGAGUCGAUUUCUGAUGUGGGAAUUCCUUAUUCUCUUCGCACUCUUCCCCAGCUUCUUCAUCGGCGGCAUCCAUCGUAUCGUCCUUGAACCGCUCUCGUCUCUCUUAUCUCCCACCCCACCGUCGUCCACCCCGCAACCAACACACCAUCAAAUAUCGUCAACAGCAGCAGCAGCAGCAACAACACCAACAAUGACCUGGUUUCAAAAGACGUUUACCCUCCCCUCCCGCGCCCGCGGUUCCUACCUCAUCACCGACAAUGUCCUUCAGGAACUGCCCGAGCUGCGCGAGUACAAGGUCGGCAUGCUGAACCUCUUCAUCCAACACACAAGCUGUGCCCUUUCUCUGAACGAGAACUGGGACGAGGACGUUCGUGCCGACAUGAGCGAUGCCCUGGACCGUAUCGCCCCAACGGAUAAGAAGGGGACGUUAUAUCGCCAUUCCGCCGAGGGAGAGGAUGACAUGCCUGCACACAUUAAAUCCGCGCUUAUUGGCGCAUCGCUCAAUAUCCCCAUCACAAACGGCCGGUUGGCGACUGGGACGUGGCAGGGAAUUUGGUACUUGGAGUUCCGGGCGAGCAGGCACAGCCGUCGCGUCGUCGCGACUAUCCAGGGCGAGAAGGCUUGACGGGCUGAUAGAGGGCUUAUGCGAAUGAACCUUGGAUAGAAAAAUUUUCUGUGGGCAUAUGUGUAUAAAAAGAUGCAAAUUAUAGGUCAUGUGGUUUAGGCGGGUAAAUCUGAGACGGUGAAAUGCAGACAAUCAAGAGAUCUUUUACUCUGACACUACGUCUAUCGAUCUGGCUGGUCUGAACUGUACAAAAAUGGCCGAUAAGAAUAUAAUUAUCCCCCAAGGCACACAGCAGAAAAGAUAGGCAAGGGAAACAAGUGAUCAACGCCAACCCACAACAAAGAAACAUAGUCUACCGUUGCUCUAAUCCUCCUUCCGUGACGCGCUGGGUCUCGUUCACCUCAGCGGAAUCGCCCGUUGCCUUGAGCGGGUAGCUGGUUGCGGGGAGGGACUCGAGGUAUGCACGGUGUUGUUCAUGGGC
Molecule: messenger RNA, 1229 nt
Organism: Penicilliopsis zonata CBS 506.65
Lineage: Eukaryota; Fungi; Ascomycota; Eurotiomycetes; Eurotiales; Aspergillaceae
Exons: 2
Coding region: 167-808 (213 amino acids)
Source: RefSeq, a predicted model, not a curated record